AAGGAUCGCUUAUGUAUAUCUAAAAUAUUUACCAGUUAGAUUCGCCAUUAUAAAUAGCUUCAUUCAUUUCUCGAAUCAAAUACCACUUCUCUUUUCUCUUCAUGCAAAACAGCAUGAAGUCGUAUUCUCUCUUUAGUUUGAUACUUGCCUUCUUGGCUAUUGUUUACAUUUCAAAUGCAUCAAAUGGUGAUUUCGCUCAAGAUAAAAAAGUAGAUUGCGGCGAUGGUUUUGACACUGGAGGACUCAGCAGAAAAGCUUUCCCAGAAGGGUUUCAGUUCGGAACUGCAACUUCUGCAUAUCAAGUUGAAGGCAUGGCCUCCAAAGAUGGAAGGGGACCGAGCAUUUGGGAUCCUUUCAUUCAAGUUCCUGGAAACAUUAAAGGCAAUGCCACUGGUGAAGUUGCUGUUGAUCAGUAUCACCGAUACAAGGAAGAUAUUGAUCUCAUGGUAAAGCUUAAUUUUGAUGCAUACCGGUUUUCAAUUUCCUGGUCCAGGAUUUUCCCCAAGGGAACUGGGGAAGUAAAUCAGCUUGGAGUCGAUUACUACAAUAGAUUGAUAGAUUACAUGGUUGAAAAAGGGAUUACUCCAUAUGCAAAUCUCUAUCAUUAUGACUUGCCAUUAGCUCUUCAAGAAAAGUACAAUGGUCUGCUCAGUUGUGAUUUUGUGAAGGAUUAUGCGGAUUAUGCAGACUUUUGCUUCAAAAUAUUUGGGGAUAGAGUUAAGAACUGGUUCACAUUUAAUGAACCAAGAGUUAUUGCAGCCCUUGGUUUUGAUAAUGGCAUGAAUCCCCCUUCAAGGUGUUCUAAAGAAGUGGGUAAUUGUACCUCUGGAGACUCUGCAACUGAGCCCUACAUUGCUGCACAUAAUUUGAUUUUAGCUCAUGCUGCUGCAGUUGAAAGAUAUCGCGAAAAGUACCAAAAAGAACAAGGAGGAAGGAUUGGAAUUCUUUUGGAUUUUGUUUGGUUUGAACCUCUAACUAGAUCAAAAAAGGACAGAUAUGCAGCUGAAAGAGGAAUGCAAUUCUCUCUUGGAUGGUUUUUACAUCCUAUUAUAUAUGGUGAGUAUCCAAGAAUAAUGCAAGAUAUUGUUGGAGCUAGGCUUCCAAGGUUUACAGAAGCAGAAGUUCAAAUGGUGAAGGGUUCCAUAGAUGUUGUUGGUAUUAAUGUAUACACUGGCUUCUACAUGAUGGAUCCUCCAUGGCCUAAGUCUAAUAUCACAAGCUAUCAGAAUGAUUGGAAUGUCGGUUUCGUCUAUGAACGCAAUGGAAAACCAAUUGGUCCAACGGCAUAUACUUCAUUUCUUUACAUUGUACCUUGGAGUAUUUACAAGUGUAUGACAUAUAUAAAAGAGCGAUAUGGAAAUCCAACCAUGAUUCUCUCAGAAAAUGGCAUGGACCAACCGGGCAAUAUGACAUUCCCAGAAGUUUUAUAUGAUACAACAAGAGUAAAUUACUACAGAGGCUAUAUAUCAUAUCUGAAGAAGGCUAUUGAUGAAGGUGCUAAUGUUGUAGGAUACUUUGCUUGGUCCUUGCUUGACAAUUUUGAAUGGUUGUCGGGAUACACUUCUCGUUUUGGGAUAGUCUAUGUCGACUACAAUACUCUGAAGAGGUAUCCCAAGAUGUCUGCAUAUUGGUUCAAGCAAAUGCUUAAAAGGGAUUGAAGAAGGUGGUGGUGCUUGGAAUUUUUAGUUUGGUUUCUUGCAUUAGCAGAGUGUUAUUUUUUAGGAAAGUCAGAGCUCUGUCCUUGUUUCAAUUUCGGAAUUAAUAAAUUUUUUUGAUAAAUUAGUUCUUUAAUGACAA
Molecule: messenger RNA, 1797 nt
Organism: Mangifera indica (mango)
Lineage: Eukaryota; Viridiplantae; Streptophyta; Magnoliopsida; Sapindales; Anacardiaceae
Product: beta-glucosidase 44-like
Exons: 11
Coding region: 102-1658 (518 amino acids)
Biological process (GO): carbohydrate metabolic process
Molecular function (GO): beta-glucosidase activity
Source: RefSeq, a predicted model, not a curated record